AUGAUCGCCUUCUUCGUCAUCGCUCUCGCCGCUGCCGCCCAGGCUGGAAACCUCUACGGAGGAUACGCCGCCCCCGCCUACGCCGCCGCCCCGGUCGCAUAUGCAGCUCCCGCUUACGCUGCCGCCCCCGUCAUCGCGAAAGCUCCCGUCUUCGCUGCCCCCGUGGUCGCUAAGGCUCCGAUCGCCACCUCUGUUCGUUACGAGAGCCGUGCCUACGCUGCCCCCGUGAUCGCCAAGGCUCCCAUCGCUGUUGCCGCUCCCGUCGCCUACGCUCACGCUCCUCUCGUCGCCAAGGCUCCCGUCGCCUACGCUCACGCUCCCCUCGUCGCCAAGGCUCCCAUCGCCUACGGAGCUGCCCCCGUCGCCUACGGAGCCGCCUGGUAA
This is a messenger RNA of Galendromus occidentalis (western predatory mite), 384 nucleotides long. RefSeq names its product cuticle protein 12.5-like. The record is from RefSeq and is a predicted model, not a curated record. Bases 1 to 384 code for a protein of 127 amino acids. NCBI's taxonomy places the organism in Eukaryota, Metazoa, Arthropoda, Arachnida, Mesostigmata, Phytoseiidae. The transcript has a single exon.